CCCGCGUUCGCACCCCGCGAGAUGGGGCGGGCCUCGACGGAGCGGUCGCGUGCGGAGUGGGGCACGAACCCUCUCGAUGAGGCGGUCGCACGGUCGUGAUCGUAAAUCAGGACCAGUCGGCCACUCGGAGCGCAUCGCGACAAACAGGGUGAAAACUGUUGGAAAACAGGGGCUACCGCGAUCGUCGGCGGCGCGACGUCGCCACCCCCGCAGCGGUAAUUCACGCUCCGGAGUACCGCACGACGGCAACGGAGUGGCGAGUUCAGUGUGCGAGGAAGUGCAUCGAAUCCGCGAAUUGUUGCUCCGAUGUUGGUUUUCCGACUUGUCGUUCUAAUGGCCACGUAGUGGAGAAGUCGUAGUUGACGCGACCGUGCAGUUUCCUCCGAUCGGGGAGGCCGAUCAGUGGUGCCAGCCAGGAACGAUCGGGGUAGACUCGGCUGAUCGUCAUGUGCAGCAACGAGAGUCCGCCGCCGGCGAAGGAGCCGCUAGCCGUGAGUCUGGGUAAUCCGAUGGCCGGCUUCCUGCCGGGUCUCGAGCACUAUCGGCUGCAAUUGUAUCACUACGCGAUGGCGGAGCGGCUGCGACUGGCGCAGCAGCUGCACCCGCAGCACCCCGGCGUGGCACAUCCACCGUCGGGAACGCCGACAGCCCAUCUGAGCAUCGGCCCAGGCUUCCCGGCCCCACUGCCUCUGUAUCCGGCGGCUGCAGCCGCGGCCGGUUACCCCGGCCGACUGGCCCUGUCCAUGGCGCUGCUGCACCCGCACCAUCAGCGGAUACCCGAAGAGCCGAAACCGCAGCACAGCUACAUCGGCCUGAUCGCCAUGGCGAUCCUCUCGUCGCCGGACAAGAAGCUCGUGUUGUCCGACAUUUAUCAGCACAUCCUCGAGCACUACCCGUAUUUUCGGACUCGCGGGCCCGGUUGGCGCAAUUCCAUCCGGCAUAAUCUUUCGCUGAACGACUGCUUCGUCAAGUCCGGCAGGAGCGCCAAUGGCAAGGGUCACUAUUGGGCGAUCCAUCCGGCGAACCUGGAGGACUUUCGGCGCGGUGACUUCCGCCGACGUAAGGCCCAGCGCAAGGUACGCCGGCACAUGGGCCUGGCGGUGGACGAAGAGCCCGACAGCCCGAGUCCGCCACCCCUACCAGCCACGCCACCACCCCCGACGGCCCUCGGCGCUCCAGUGGCCUCGCAGCCGAUAGCUACGCUGUGGACACCGCAUCACCAUCAUCAGCAGCAACAACAGCAGCACCAGCACCAGCCUCAGCAACAGCACUCCUUCCAAAGUCAGUCCAUUCGGCAAUCGUCCUUCCAGCCAUCAAGAAAGCGGCAGUUCGACGUGGCGUCCCUCUUGGCGCCGGAUGAUCAGCAGCAUCAGAUCGAGGCGGAUGUGCUGAGGCCGGUGAAAGCGCGCAGAUUCAGCUGCAGCGAGGAUGAGCUGCACGAUCUCCCGGAGGCCGAUCAGGACGAUGAGGACGUCGACGUCGACGUGGUCGCCGACGCGAACGCCUUACCGUCGCCGGGCACGCCACCAUCGACCAGCCCGGAUGUGCCCAAGGUCGUGUCUCCAACGUGGAGCCAUCAGAGUGUACAGAGCGGCGGUCAGCAGCAACAGCAGCAACAGCUAUCGGCCGUACACCUACACAAUCACUUGCACGUCAGGAACUAUUACAUCCCAGCCAACUCCGCCGGCGGAUCCAGCGUCUAAUGGCGAACUCUUAGGAAGAAGUCGGUCCGCACGGCAGGUAGCUGCUCGUGUCACGAUUCUCCCCUCGUUUCUUCUUCUCUCCACAUGUUUUCGAGAAUUCUCGAAUGUAUAGAGCGUCUGAUUGCUAUCACAUUUACAUUUAAUGACAUAUCUUUCGGCAAAUCUGAAGUCGAUUCUUGUUUGAUGGAAGCUUCGAUGCGCUUACUUUUCAAAUGAGGAACGAUUAAAAAUAAAAAUGUUUUUGACAAAACAGGUUUAGAAGAAAAGAAUAAGUAGUAAAUAAUUUUAUAUUCAAAUUAGUUUCAAGCGUAAGUUCUAUCACAACGGGAGAUUGCUAUAAGAUUGUUUGAUUCAAUAAAUAAAUAAGUAAUAACUUCUUGUGACUUCAGAUUAAUCGAAUAAUAUGUCAUUAUAAUAUAUUGCGAUGGAAGAGAAAGAUCGGAAAAUAAUAUAAACUUAAGCAACGAUGAUCAAAUUAUAAAAGAGAAAGAAAGAGAAAAUUUAAGAGUUUCUGAUCUAUGAUUGAAUCUAUGAUUGAAAUAAAUUGUCAGAUUCGUUCGUUGCAGUGCAAUAUAAAGAGCAAUUAUGCCAUUUAGACUAUAGACUUUUAUCAUUUUUAGCACAUAUAUUCAUGUUUUACUUAUUCGAAACAUGAAAGUUCUAAAAACGUCUGAAAGAUAUUCUUUAGGUAUUUCUUUUCAAUCAUCUUUUCAAUAUUUGCAUUGUGCGCAAUAGACAAAAAAACACGCGUGAAAAGUGCGCAUGACGCAUUUUAUUAGGUGCGAUUUCCGUGGCAAGUAAAAGCGGAAAAUUGUGAGUAACGUAUUAAUAAAUUGGACCAUGCAAGAAACAGAUUACUAAUUAUGCUUUUUUAAUAACGUCAGAUAUUGUAUUUUCGCAUAUUACUUAUAAUAUAUCUUACUUUUGCUAACAAUGAAAUUUUGCGCCACAAAACUUUGAUCGUGCAUUGCUUUACCAAUAAGAAAAAAUGAGGAGAGAAUUUUAAACAGUAACUUUCCACAAUGAUUGAGAAAUUGACGUUUAUUUAUUUUACAAUAUAAUCCACUCCUAACAUUUGCAUCAAUGAAUGGAUUUUUAUGCAGAUAACAGCCAAUUUCCUGUCGAUGGGGAACCGAUCUUCGUUACGUGUGAAGAAUAAUUCGAGUUUGAUAAUUCGAAUUCGGCAAUUCGAAUCUCCGUUUACGCGCGGAGAACUUAUACGUGUAUUAUAUAGAUAGAUGUCUAAGAAAGGAUUAUAUAUAGACUGGAGUUUGGCGGUAGAAUCUCAGCAUAUGGAAUUUCUCGGAUCAUUGAUUGACCGGUUUAUGACGAUUGAUUAUCCGUUUAUCUUAAAAGUGGAAAAAUGCAAGUUUAAACAAACAAAUUGCAUUUUAAUAUCUAAAAUUAGUUAUUUAUCUAAUACACUUAUUUUUAUUUAUAAUGUUUAUAUGUUUGUAUAUAUUUUGUAUAUUAUAAUAGCACUCUGGCGUAAUGGUACGGUAAUGGAUCACGGAAUUAUUAAACAUAGUGUAUCUACUUAUUGUGCAUGUAUCGUCCCUGUACAGAAGCAAAACGGUAUACUAUGGAUUUGUGUUGAUUCCUGUCUGCUAAAUACUCUUGUUCCUAAACUACAAAAUAUUCUAAAACAAUAUUUCUAAAGAAAUAUCGUUUCCUUUUCAUCAAAGAUUGUCAUAUGUGAUUUACAAUCAAACGAGUAUUUGCUCUCCUCGAUUUUAAUGGAGUUAUGGUUACCAGAUUAGGAUUGAUCCGUUCAUACACAAUAUUGGAUUGUAACAAAAGUCUGUAGCAUUGUUUAAUUUUUCUUUUAAGAAAAAAAGAUCACAAGUUUUGGAAAGAUGGAAUCAUAAAGCUACCACAAAGGUGGCAAAUGUUAAUAGAACAAGACGGUGGAAAUGUAGUUGAAUAAAUAUUUAUGCAUAUAUAUAAUAAUUUUGGAAUUUCACUAAAAUAACUAUGAACUUUUGUUAUAACCCAAUAUUUCUCUUUCGCAAUGCCUGACAGGCAAUUCGAAUUUACACGGUUACUAUUUAAUUACUAUUCGAAAACUUCUGCUCAAUGUCAAAAAAGAAUAAUUCAGAUCCACUCAUUAGAGAAGAUAAAGUCGUUGUAUAUAUAGAUAGAUAUCUUGAUUUCGUCUGAGUCUAUCGAAUCUAAUUUAUAAUACAAUUCGUUUGUAAAAGUUUUUAAAAUAGAUACGAAAGUUUCUUAAGGCCGAUAUUUUUCCAGAUUGAACUUGCUCCAUCUUCGACAUAAAUGGAAAACGUUAACGCUGAGAUUCUGCCGGCAAAUUUAGAAUUCUUUUGUAAAUACGAGGACGCAGCCCGGUUGCCGGAAACGGCGGCGCAUAGGAUGCUGAUAUACGCGGGGCAUUACGUCAGACUGAUUGCGAUCUCCGCUUGUUCAAAGUGUAAUAUAAACGUCGUUUAAGGUUUAACAUAGCGCAUCUCUUCCCACUGUAUAAUCUACGUUGGUAGAGACGGUAAUACGAAGAUACAUUCUGUACAAACCCGAGUACUCCAUCCCCGGUCCAUCUCCCCGUUGUAUGUAUGUAUGUAUAUGUAUCGAUGUAUACGUACCUGCGUAUAUAAAUUCAGACACGUCCGGAAGCGAUCGGAAACGACGAUCGCGUUAGCGAUGUCACACCGAUGAGGAAUGUGCAAGACCAUUUUUUAACAGUUACCUCGUAAGCAUACGCCGGUGGCCUGUUACUGUCUCGAUGCAACUGAACUUUAAUAAAGUUUCUGUUCCCACGAA
Molecule: messenger RNA, 4478 nt
Organism: Ooceraea biroi (clonal raider ant)
Lineage: Eukaryota; Metazoa; Arthropoda; Insecta; Hymenoptera; Formicidae
Gene: fd102C
Product: forkhead domain 102C
Biological process (GO): regulation of transcription by RNA polymerase II; anatomical structure morphogenesis; cell differentiation
Molecular function (GO): RNA polymerase II cis-regulatory region sequence-specific DNA binding; DNA-binding transcription factor activity, RNA polymerase II-specific
Source: RefSeq, a predicted model, not a curated record